AUCCCAAACCACCCCAAUAGCACCAUUAGAACCUGCUCACGAGUCCUGUCAUUUUUCAGUGACGAAACUUGCAAUUCUCAUCAUGAAUCAUUGGAAAUACAUCUCGAUCAGCCGUGAUCGUUCCGAUCACCUUGCGUUCAUGGUUUCCAGCGUCCGCCUCAUUGAACUCAGCCAAGCAGAAUCACCAAUCUCUACAGAUCAAAUUCAUAUUACUUGGACUAGCAUAACGUAGCCGCCAUUCAGUUAUGUGAUAGCACAUGGAAGAGGACGACGAGCCCUCUAAAACGAUCCCCAAGUGGGUCGAACUUGAAUACAAGCACAUGCAAGACCUAGCGCGUCCCAAAUUCGAAGUCCACUUCACUCACCUCUCGCAAAAGUCAUGUUCGACACUCCAGAACCUUUUCUCAUCCCGCCCCGACUCGGAUGGGAGUUCAAAAAAUGCAGAACCUAAAGCCCAAGCAUUCGCACGCUCGGAAAGUGUCCUCGAGCUGAUGAAAGCACGCAAUGUGCCCCUAGAUGAAUGAUGCAACUUGCAGAUCUCGUUAGGAGUCCUUGGAAAUACCUGUCGAUCAAGCACGAUCGCUUCGAUCAUCCAAUGCGUUCAAGUUCAUGGUUACGGAUCGUACAGGUUCUUUGGUACUCUUCAACCUAGCAACGCCAUGUUCCUUAGACUCACUGGUAAAGUU
This is a messenger RNA of Somion occarium, 686 nucleotides long. Lineage: Eukaryota; Fungi; Basidiomycota; Agaricomycetes; Polyporales; Cerrenaceae. The record is from the annotation of a GenBank genome assembly.